Messenger RNA from Dermacentor andersoni, 2950 nucleotides. NCBI's taxonomy places the organism in Eukaryota, Metazoa, Arthropoda, Arachnida, Ixodida, Ixodidae. The record is from RefSeq and is a predicted model, not a curated record.
AUGACUUUUCUUUGUUUUAUAAUUUCAGGGGGGAAGACAUACAGCAUCGUUCUUUUUGAAGAUGAAGAUGAAGUUUCCGUCGUGCCCACUUCGUGGAUUUCAGAAAACACAGUUAGGUGGCCACCAUUUAAGAGCACCGCAAAGAUAACUACUGCCAUCAAAGAGCAACAACCACCAUCAAGCGACUGGACUAGCUACAGAUGUCGAGUGUUGUGGACAUGUGGCAGCUAUGAAAGUGCUAGACAAAAAGAGCAGCAAGCAGAAUUCACAUCAGAUUUGGCCUCAGAUGUUGAAACAAUUCAGCAAAGGCGGAAGAGGCGGCCACCAGCGCGCCUGGAGUCUUCAGAUGAAGAGAGCAUCGACUUUCCUGUUCCUCUACGAGGACAGUGCUUUAAUUCUUCGCAACAAACUGCGAAGUUUGUUUCACGACCACCACCGCCAAAAAUUGUGAAAUUUUCACGGUUCAAGCCCCAGUCACUUGCUUCACAGGAUCCCCAGAUACAAAAGGCCCCACCUAGCCGGGAAGUGGCUUUAGAUGAUGGCGAUUCUUUUGCUGAAAAAAGGAAGCUUGACCAAAAUGCCAUGCUUGGAAAGUUGCUCAAGGAGGUGAAGGGAAUAAGAGCUCAGGUAGAUGGCCUGGAAAAAUCCAUCCAAAGGAUAGAGCAAGCCAUCACAGAAAAUAAACAACCGUGUGCACAACCUGUCAGCAGUGCCAUUCUUGAACUGCUUCCCCUGGCAACUCAUCAGAGGCUGGAAGAAUUGGAGUGGCAGCUUCAUGAUGAAAAAAACAGGACAGACCUCAUGGCCCAUUUAUCGCGAAUCGGUGGCACAUCAGUGCAAGAUUCUGUACGCAAAAUUAUGCGGAGAUGCAUGUGUGACACGUUGGCCCAGGACUUUUCUCUGACUGGGAGAAAAGGAAAAAGGCCAUUUAUUGGGCUAUACCUGCUCCAAGUCCUCACAGAAACGCUGAAAAGCAAUUUCGCACAGGCCACGGAGUCACAAAUACAUCUUUCGAUUGCCGAAUGGCUCCGUUAUGCACCAUCAAGACAGAAGAAACGGGAUGCAGCUUCGCCUUUGAUGUCAUGAAUCAGACCAUCAUCAUGAGCAGCUGGAGGCCACCAGGGGACAAGGGGACAAGAAGUUUCUAGAUGUGCUGAAUUUUUGAGGCAAAUGUUGACAGUACUUUAAAUUUGUAGUUUUCCAGUGCAACGGCACAUGGCCAAACAAGGGAUGAAGGAGACUUGGAAGAAAACAGUGCAGCAACAGGGACAAGACAGAAGACUGUACAGGUGCUGACUAGCAACUGAAGGUUUAUUGAAAAGGAAAACAUAAAAUAUACUCCCUUUACAACCUAGAGCACGCAUGGUCUACACCAACAACUCUGAUAAGCUGUCAGCUUCAGUUUUGGUGGUCAGCUACAACAGUUCGCAGUGAUGAACGAGGACGGAUGGGGUCCGCAACACAUGCGUAAUCACCCCAUCCGUCCUCGUUCAUGACUGUUACCUGUUGUAGCUGACCACCAUGACUGAAGUUGACAGCUUAUCAGAGUUGUUGGUGUAGACCAUGCGUGCUCUAGGUUGUAAAGGGAGUAUAUUUUAUGUUUUCCUUUUCAAUAAACCUUCAGUUGCUAGUCAGCACCUGUACAGUCUUCUGUCUUGUCCCUGUUGCUGCACUGUUUUCUUCAAGUAUGUACAAAUUCGCUUAUCUCGCCGUUUUACUUAAGUUGGGAAGAAGGAUAAAACAUGGCGCUCACUGACAACUGGUUAUUUAAUGAUGCAGACACUACUUAAAUGCCCUCAGUCCAGCGCAGGCGCACACCGUACAAGGAAAAAGGAACAUAUCACAACUUUAUCACAAAAAAAACGUUAAAGAAACACUAUUUCUAUGUUAUAUAAUGCAACUGAAGUAUUGCUCACAUAUUGUGAACCAGCAUUUUUAAUAUAAUGCGCCUCUGUCACUUCACAUGUGGUUUGUGGUCUGCUUCUGCUAAUGAAUUUCACACUUGAAAAUCUGUGUGCAGUCACUGCAGUGCUCGACAAAUUUGGAACCUGCCUUCAUUCUUUGUUCAAACUGUUCAAAACAUUAGCUAUGGUUUUUGUUCCUGAGUAGCCAAAAUAGGCUGCAUGUGUGCUGUUUUGUAGAUUGUUGCAAGUUUCUUUGUAAAGUAAUUAAAUAAUAUAAUCAUAUUUAUAAAGUAAUUAAAUAAUAUAAAUCAUAUUAGUGAAAUGUAAGCUCACAUGGCACAUUUUUCAAGCUGUGCUAAUGUGUUCAUGUAAUAUUAAGUGUAUUAUAUGUCUGCUUCCUUUUUCUAAGUUAUAUUUGUGAAACUAGCUGUAUGCCAAGCUAAAGUGCAGUUAUACAGCAGUCUGAAGCUUGAUGCUAGUGUAGUUGAUUCAGUUCUUGACAAAUAAAAUAGCGUUAUCAGAAACAAAUGAUGGCUACUUGUGAUGUGCACCCAUAUAUAUAAAUCAUUCUAAUUGUCAGAAUAACCACGUGCAGUGGUAUCUUCAGGUUACGGCAGCUUGUAGCAUCUAGAUGAUCAAGAGCACUAGUAGAGAGCUGAUGAAUAUUACAUAAAGAACUUGUUUAGAGUAAGCGGUCUGAAAAGUAUGGAAAAACAAUGUGUUGUGCUGUGCAGCCUUGUAAGUAUUUGUAUUCUAUAGCACAGCACCGCAUCACUGUGUAGCAAGGAGUAAUGGUCAGUUGCUCAUUCUUGCGACCUUAAACUGCCGUAACCGUUGUGGUAUGAGGAUACCAUUGCAGACUGUUUAGCCUUUCACGAGAUUAUUUUAUUGACCAGCAACCAUUGAUAGCUGAAAUGUUUCAGUGAUUUAGAAUGCGGUCUCAAAGUUUCUGAAAUGUUAUGACAGCAUUGCGGCAAUAUUGCAGUGACAUUGUCGUGGGAACGUUGCAUGUGUGCAAAUAAAAAGUUGUAGCAAUGUUGCAUUUA